UGCGUUCCCUGACUCAAAGCUGCAAGGAAGCAACCCUCUCAUCCAUUGGGGAAAACCUCAACGUACAGCAGCGUUGGGCUAACACGCAGGACUUCCGGCCAGUGCUUUCAUAAUAAAACCAAAUUGCUACGAAAGCCUGCAGAAAACACAGGUGGAAAGGACCCGGAAACCAUGGCAGGCUCAGAAGACCAGAAGUUCUCCCUCCAGGAGGUCCUAGACACUUUUAAGUUGUGUCUGUCGGAAAAUAAAGAAGUCUAUCUAGAACAGUACGUCGCUGGAUGGCGUGGGCUUGUAAAGUUUCUGAACAGCUUGGGAAGUGUCUUUGGCUUCAUUUCUAAGGAUGCUGUCAGCAAGAUCCAGAUCCUUGUGAAUUAUAUGAAUGGUGAGAACGCUUCUCACUAUGCUACUGUGCAGUCGAUGGUAAAAUACGAACUGGACAAUAAUCUCGUGGAUGUGAACAAGAAAGGAAGCCACCCAGAGUCUGGCUGUCGUACUCUGCUGAGGCUCCACCGCGCUCUGAGAUGGCUGGAGCUCUUCUUGGAUCGCCUGCGCACCAGCACAGAAGACAGUAAAACAUCUGCCCUGUGUGCAGAGGCCUACAACGAGUCCCUCGCCCAGCACCAUCCGUGGAUGAUCCGUAAGGCUGCGGGCAUGGCCUUCCUCGUGCUUCCUGGUCGCCAAACCUUUUUCGAAGUAAUGAAUGUUGGCCCACCUGAGCAGGUUGUGGCCAAGCUGGGGGAGGCCCUACCUCUCAUCUCUGAGGUGUACCAGAUCACAGAGGACCUAUAUGCUCAACAUAACAUGCUUGAUUUACCUUAGAAGCAAGAAGUGCUAAUAUCUGACACAUCAUACUUUAUAUAAUUAAAUAUUUGUAACUUGUCCUUGGUGAAAGGCUGCUGAACAAGAUGCUUCUGCUGCUUGGUGAAGGAUUGUGUCAUAAUUAGCUGUAAUACCACUAAGAUUAAUUUUGAAACUACUGUAUACAUGUUUUAACAUAAAAUUCUGUACAUUUUCCUCCAAGUAAUGGACCUUUGAAUGUAUUUUUAUUAACUCAUCUUUUGCUUUUAAAUCAACAGUUCCCAGUCUAGGGUCAGAGAUCAUUUACAGUAUAUUAAUUAAUAUUAAUAUAUUGUUUGUAGUUAACUCAGAUUUUGAAGAUUUUACAUUUUUUAGACAGAAAUAUAUAAUUUAAAAAGCUGCACCUUUUAAACUUUUGACCAUCCACCCAUCAGUCUUUCUGAGUAAAUGAGCCCAGCCAUCUCUGAGGAAGGUUAAACAUGUAGGAUAAGAUCUUGUUGGUUUAAUUCUUAUAAUAUUUAACAGAAUAAAAUCCUUCUUCUAAAAUAACCAAUCUUAAAUAAUAAAAAUCAGUUUAUUUCUUUUUAAAUCCUUAAGGACUUUUUGACUUGGUUUUUCAUUUAGUUUAAAGUUGCAAUUAGAUCUUUAUAUUUGAAAAAGAAACUGAUCCUGAAUUUACCUUAAAUCCCUUCAUUAGUUAGAAUUUUUUUUUUUAAGUAAAGCUGCUGGAGAAACACUCUUAGACAAUAAAUUAAUAAAAGUUAAAAUCUAAAAGAGUUUUUAGACAGAAUUUCAAUUUUCAAUUCUCUCCCAACAGUCAAGAUUUAGAAAACAACACGGCAAAAUAACUGCUUCUAUUAAAGCGUAAAUGACAAUACUGAUACAAAGAACUACAAACAAUACAAAACAAUGUCUUUUUCUUCAAUUCUAAAAGGCUUUUCAUACAGUUUACAAUACCACCUUAAUAAAUGGACUACACAACACUGCUUUACCUGGGAAUGCUGUAAGUUGAUUUUUAAGUUACUUGUAAGCACACAUUGUGUCGCUUCGUCUGGUCUGCCCUCCCUUGUCUCCUAUUAUUCAAGGAGUUCCCCAGGGCUCCAUAUUAGGACCACUAUAUAUAACUUUCCAUUAAUUUCCGUUAAUUUAUUAAAUGCUGCGUUCUGUUUUUAUUCAGUCAUCUAUUGUUAUAAAUUAUUUACUGUUAUCAUUUACUGUUUAACUCCUUCAGUAGUACAGACCCUGGAAUUUCUGCACUCAUUCUUUGAUGUUCUCAUUUGAUGUUCCCAUCUUAAAACUUGCAUCUUUGUUUGUUUCUUUAGUUAUGUUUGUAUUUGUUGCAAUCUGCACUGCCUUCUUGGCCUUGUCUCUCUUAACAAGACUGUUUUAACCUCAGUAACACUUUUUACUUUGAUUUAAAAAAGAAAAUCUGAAUUAAUGAAAUAAAAGGAAAUAUUGACCUGAUUGAAGUUAUCAAAUUUCGGAUGGAGGAUGUUCAAAUUACAGUUUUCCAUUGUGGUCAUGUUUGGGAAUAGCUGCUUUGGAUUGUUUUGUUUUUUUUGUUUUUUUUAAUUAAUUUAAAAAAAUAUGAAGGGAACUACAGUGGGUCCCUGAAGUCUUGGGCUCCCGUUUAAAGCUGCUGUUUUUGCAACAACAUUUAUUCAAAGGAAAUAAACCAAGUUUGCAUUUUGGAUUUGAGAUUUCAGCAUUAAGAAGUAAUGAAGAAACAAUGAAAUGACAAAUUAAUUAGAAGUGAACAAAUGUUUGGCUCUCAGAUAUGAAAACAGGCUGAAGAGAUUUAAUAUCUUAAGAGGAUUAACAGAAAAGUUAUUUGCUGGCAUGAUGAUGAUAUUUUGUAAUGCUUAAAAGACCAAACAUUUAAUUGGGGAAACAUGACACAAAGUAAUAAUGAAUAAUAGUGAGGUAUACCGAUUAUGAAAAUUGUAUGGAAUAAAGUAAACUGUUACGUCAGUUUUUCAGCUGCCAUGCAGUAUUUAAUCCAGUGUUAAAAUGUUGAACCUUCUGUUGCUGGUAAUCAUUAUUAAUGACCUUUCUAUUUAGAUAUAUUACAAAAUAUUCCAUAAAUAUGGGAUGAUGAUAUAUUACAAAUGCAAAUGGACAAACAUACUUAAUUGGGAAACAGCAUGUUGUAAAUCAUUGAUUAAAAAGGUUUAACUCUGUACAUUGUUGUUUUCCAUAAAUUCAUAUCACUUCUGUGUUUUACUACACAUCUGAUUUAGGUUUUUUCUUGUUAAAUGAAGAUUUGUAUUUUUGUUACAUGCAAAUGUUUAUUUAUGUCCACAUGAACAAAUGUUUUGCAUUAUGAAUUGAUUUAUGAUUAAUGUACAAAUAUCAUGAUAGAAUAUAGCAUUGUAUUUGGAAUAAGCAUGUUCUGUAUUCUGUGUUAUUAUUCACUCAAACAUGUAAUAAACAUUGCAGGUGAAAAAAGACA
Molecule: messenger RNA, 3250 nt
Organism: Haplochromis burtoni (Burton's mouthbrooder)
Lineage: Eukaryota; Metazoa; Chordata; Actinopteri; Cichliformes; Cichlidae
Product: ceramide-1-phosphate transfer protein
Exons: 4
Coding region: 172-819 (215 amino acids)
Biological process (GO): ceramide transport; intermembrane lipid transfer
Cellular component (GO): cytosol; cytoplasm; membrane
Molecular function (GO): ceramide 1-phosphate binding; ceramide 1-phosphate transfer activity
Source: RefSeq, a predicted model, not a curated record